Paramuricea clavata is the source of this 366-nucleotide messenger RNA. NCBI's taxonomy places the organism in Eukaryota, Metazoa, Cnidaria, Anthozoa, Malacalcyonacea, Plexauridae. The record is from the annotation of a GenBank genome assembly.
AUGAGUGGAAAAUAUAACGGUAUGCAAGCUGUUAUUCACCGAAAGUUCCCACUUGCCGAGUAUGUGCCUUGCGCCGCACAUUCUCUCAAUUUAGUCGGCCAAUCAGCAGUAAGUUGCUGUCUGGAAUCUGUCGGAUUUUUUGGCUUUGUCCAAGGUUUAUAUUCUUUGCUCGUCGCUUCAACACACCGUUGGAAAGUAGUCCAUAAUCGGCUGAAGAAAAAAGGCUUGCCCACAGUCAAACGUCUGUCAGACACUCGUUGGUCAGCGCAUGCCGCCGCUGUUAAAGCCGUGGUCAAGGGCUACGAAGAAAUCAAAGCUGGAUUGAAAGAGAUUGCUGCAGACCCAGAGCAGACGGGAGACACUUGA